This is a messenger RNA of Vanrija pseudolonga, 869 nucleotides long. It is a transcript of the gene hus5, whose product is annotated as SUMO-conjugating enzyme ubc9. NCBI's taxonomy places the organism in Eukaryota, Fungi, Basidiomycota, Tremellomycetes, Trichosporonales, Trichosporonaceae. Gene Ontology annotation, biological process: outer mitochondrial membrane organization; protein sumoylation. Gene Ontology annotation, molecular function: SUMO conjugating enzyme activity. Gene Ontology annotation, cellular component: nucleus. The transcript is spliced from 11 exons. Bases 23 to 751 code for a protein of 242 amino acids. The record is from RefSeq and is a predicted model, not a curated record.
CGUCUUCAGCACUUCAGCAACCAUGGGCCUGCCAAACCUGCGAUCCAUCUUUGCCUCGUCGCGCACGUCCGAGGAGGAGCGCCAGCUCUCGCGCGCUACAUUCUACAAGUUCACGGCAUUCGUCGCGUCCUGCCUCGUCAUCACGCUCCUCGCGGCCAAGAGCAGCAGGGACUUUGUGCCCAAGGCCGCGAGGAGCGUCAUCAGCGCCGGCGGCGGCGGCGGCGACACCUUUUACCAAAUAGACGCCCCCGUUACACUUGCAUCGCAACACAAAAUGUCUUCUCUGGCCACCGCCCGUCUCACUGAGGAGCGUAAGCAAUGGAGGAAGGACCACCCCUUCGGCUUCUACGCGCGUCCGCAGAAGAAGGAGGACGGCACGCUCAACAUUAUGGUCUGGGAGGUCGGAAUCCCGGGCAAGGAGGGCACUAACUGGGAGGGCGGCAUCUACGUCGUCAACAUGACCUUCCCCGAUGACUACCCGACCAAGCCUCCCAAGUGCAAGUUCGCGCCGCCCCUUUUCCACCCCAACGUCUACCCCUCGGGCACCAUCUGCCUCUCGAUUCUCGACGAGGAGAAGUCGUGGAAGCCUGCAAUCACGAUCAAGCAGAUCGUCCUGGGUAUCCAGGACCUCCUCGACAACGCCAACAUCGGUGACCCGGCCCAGGUGGACGCGUACCAGAUGUUCAAGAACGACCGCGUCGCCUACGACAAGCGCAUCCGCGCGCAGGCCAUUGAGCGCAGACAGAAGUAGACAAGGUACAGCCCUCUGCGCACCCGCCGCCAACGCCCGCCCACCCGUGCAUUCGUGAUUCCCGGUCUCUGUCGUAUGUCCCCUCACUGCAUUGUCUCGUCAAGAGACUGAACCAGAC